Messenger RNA from Ordospora pajunii, 1176 nucleotides. RefSeq lists its product as uncharacterized. The record is from RefSeq and is a predicted model, not a curated record. The coding region runs from base 1 to 1176 and encodes 391 amino acids. The transcript has a single exon. NCBI's taxonomy places the organism in Eukaryota, Fungi, Microsporidia, Ordosporidae.
AUGAUAUAUUUUCCAGAUAUGAAGGAAGAUCGCAAUUUAUAUGUGUGCACAAGAAUACUGAAUGUUAGUAUGCUUGGGUCUCCGAAAUACAAUGGCAAGUUUGAGUUUGGUAGGAAGAAGCUGCAUAUUCCGGAUGUUUUUGCACGUUCAAAAACCACUGUUUGCCUGAAAAGGUCGAAACGAGAGAUUUUUCUUGAGAUGAUCGAUAGAGACACACUGAUAUACUCUGCGAAUGGUCAGGUUUUCAAGAUCAUUGGCAAAGAAGAGUUUGUAUUUAGUGUGAAUAAAAUAUGCAGGAAACUCGUUGUUGGGCAUGGAAAGGCGUUUAUUCUGACAAGCGAUCAUGUAUAUGUGUAUAACUGCAUGAAUAUUGAGAUUCUGAAGAUAAAUGCACUUGAUCUGGUGACGUCUCCGUUCAAUGAGAUAUUUGUGCUGACAGAAUCAAAGAUUCUAGUGUUUGAUGAUAAUGGAGUCAAGGAGGAGUAUGAGUAUAGUGGAAAUGCAAUGCACAUCCACUUCUAUCUGUUCAGGGAGCUUAUUGUUGUUAGCAAUAACAGUGUAUUUCAUUUGAAUCUGAACACAGGAUGUGUAAAUGUUCUGUACUGCUCAAGGUCGCUAAUAAAGAACAGUAUUUUACGAGACAGGCUGUACAUUAGAGAGGCAACGAAAGUGACGUCUCUGAAUCUUGAGGAGAGAACUUCCGAGUCUAUAUACACAGGUAAGCCCCUGAAGCUUUGUGUUGGAGACACUAUGGUUGCGCUGUACAACACUAACGGGGACUUUAUCUUUUGCGAUAGGUUUGACCUGAUAAACUCGCAAGGGAUGAUGUAUGAUAUUGAUGUGCAUGAGUUUCUUGGAUUCUUUUUUUGCGAAGACAAGUUUUGCUUUUUGUUUAAUAGCAGGAUAUUUAAGUGGAGCGUUGAUGGUAUGAGUGUAACAGAGUUAGUGAAUGAGAAGGUGGAGGAUUAUAAAGUUGAGUUUCCAGACAACAUCGAAGAGUUGAAGAGGUGGCAUAAAUUCAACAGAAAAGUCAAAGUAAAGUUUGAGCCGGGCAAGGUAAAUAAGAAAUUCCAUGAGAUGCUGAGAAGUGUAUUCAGGAAGGAUGAUGAAGCUACAGCUAAGAAGGAAAGCAAAAAGAAGAUUAAGUAUGCUGAUAGGAGGUCUGGGGGUUUUUGA